Messenger RNA from Acanthosepion pharaonis, 642 nucleotides. NCBI's taxonomy places the organism in Eukaryota, Metazoa, Mollusca, Cephalopoda, Sepiida, Sepiidae. The record is from the annotation of a GenBank genome assembly.
AUGCCUCACCUGCUAUCCUCUUCCGUCUCACCUGCUAUCCUCUUCUGCCUCACCUGCUAUCCUCUUCCGCCUCACCUGCUAUCCUCUUCCGCAUCAACUGCUAUCCUCUUCCGCCUAACCUGCUAUCCUCUUCCGCCUCACCUGCUAUCCUCUUCCUCUACACCUGCUAUCCUCUUCCUCUACACCUGCUAUCCUCUUCCUCUACACCUGCUAUCCUCUUCCGCCGCACCUGCUAUCCUCUUCCGCCGCACCUACUAUCCUCUUCCGCCGCACCUGCUAUCCACUUCCGCUUCACCUGCUAUCCUCUUCCGCCUCACUGGCUAUCCUCUUCCGCCUCACCUGCUAUCCUCUUCCGCCGCACCUGCUAUCCUCUUCCGCCGCACCUAUUAUCCUCUUCUGCCGCACCUGCUAUCCACUUCCGCUUCACCUGCUAUCCUCUUCCGCCUCACCUACUAUCCUCUUCCGACUCCCCUGCUAUCCUCUUCCGCCUCAACUGCUAUCCUCUUCCGCCUCACCUGCUAUCCUCUUCCGCCUCACCUGCUAUCCUCUUCCGCCUCACCUGCUAUCCUCUUCUAUGAGGCGUGCCGCUCUAUCCCAAAGACUUUACUUAUCACCUCCGAUUUCUUUGAUCAGAUUACUUAA